AUGGCUCCCAAGAACAGCGUUACUUCCGGAGCGGGAGAUGCCGAUAAUCGGAUGCCGUGGUUCAGCUACCGCGUCAAACUCCCAAAGCGGCCUCUCCCACCAGCGUCUGAACGGCCUCAUAUCCAGACACAACGGCUGACAAUCCGACCCAUAGAACCUGCAGAUCUAGAGCAGUUCCAUGAGCUGCGGCGUAUACCCGAGCUGCAAACCCGUUCACCAACAAGAGGUCGGGCGGAUCGAGAUCUGCAGGAGACACAACAAAACAUCGAGAGUCUUCAGUCACCGAAUGAUACUAUGCAUUGGUAUUUUGGCGCAUUUCUCAACUCGACUGGCGAAAUGAUUGGUGAGGGGGGUAUGCCAGACUGCCUCUAUAUGCCCCGGUCUGGAUGGCCCGAGGGAGAAAUUCUCGUCAAACCUCAAUAUUGGCGCCAGGGAUAUGGUACUGAAAUGCUCCAGGCUAUUCUAGAAGCGUGGUGGGCCUUGCCGAGGGAGGUGAGGAGGCACCAACUAUUACCCAUAAUGGCAGGAGACAAGGAGCCCGGCGAUCGAGUAGUCGAAGGCGUGGGAUUCAUCUGGGAGGAAGCAAACACUCCAGCACAGAACUUCUUCACAAAAGUACUUGGGCGGAGUUCCGCUUACGCUGAGGGCGCUUUUAUGGGUUUCGACCGGAAAGAGGUCAUUGGCGAAGGAGACAUUGGAAUUCAGAAUUGGUCAAAUGGUCACACGUAUGAGGAGGUGAAAUCGAACUCAGCGAUUUCAUGCGAUGAGGAGCCCGUCUUUGGUCCUUAUUUCAGCGCCGAAGCGCUAGCCGCAGACGCCAGGCACCUCGACGACGAGGAGCAAACCAGCGAUGAGCACAGUGGCGAUGACAGCACCAGCGAGGAAGAAUUCAUCAGAAAGAUAAAGAAGAAGAAGCAUGUGUUUAGAAAUGUGGUGCCGGUAUCAGUUAUCAAGCCUGAGGUAGAAUACCAGACCAAGGUCCCAGCCAAGUCGACAAUCAUCGCAAACAUCAGCCAAAGAAGAAUGGACCGGAUACCAGUCACCGAGGAGGGUCGUAAGGAUAUCUGCCUUCCUUGUGGACUUGAUACUAUAUCUCAACCGGACUUGUCCCUCCAUGAGCUGCCAUGUGGGCACCGAUGGUGUAAGGGUUGCCUGGCAAGAGCUUUCAAGUUCGCCAUCGCCAACAACACAUUUCACAGAUUCCAAUGCUGCACCGAGACGGAGAUUCCAUUGAAAUAUUUCAAGAGAAUCAUUGAGAAGAGGCCUCAUCCAAAGCCGAUAUUCGAACCAGGCUACGAGCCGGGCUCUAGAAUGGAAAUUUACAAACCAGAGGAGCAAGAGGCUUCGCAGCUUGCUGAAAGUAGAGAUUUCAACCCCCUCAGAGUUUCUGAGUCUGACGAGCCUCUGAAGACUACAGCAUUGUGGCUCAGAGAUAUCAUCCGGCGCCUAGCACUCGACGGAGAACAAAGCUACGAGGGCUCCGCCCCCAACUGCGAAUCAGUCGACGGCUGGAUGCGGGACAGCUUAUCAUUGAUUCUGGGGAAGAUCGGAGAGGGCCCACAGCCAUUUCCAAGGUUUUGCGGUGAAAUGCAUGUGACCCUCGCUCGCCUUUACAUCUGGGGCGAGCAACGCUAUCAGCAACUCGUGUGGAAUGCACCCCCGUAUACCGCUGACCCACGGCAUCCUUUCAGCCGCAUGGCUCCUGUCGUGGAACAGUGGGCCAGGUGUCCCCUGGGCACCAUGUUGUCACUGCAGAUCAUUCUCGUGGGCGGCUUGCUGGCCACAACGACCCUGGCUCAGGCGCAGAACAAGACUGUCGAAUACUUCUUUCCUGAGGUGGCCGGCAACAGCUACUAUACACCGAAAAGAUGGAGGACGGCCAUCGGCGGACAGAAUUUUACCUGGUGUUGCAUCCAAUCUGUGAUCGAGUCUCUAGCCGUCGAUAACGAGACCUUGGUUGCUGCUGAGAACCCCCCUAUCACCAAUCUGGAUGUGGCCUUGCUUCAGAAAGCGCAAGCGGACGACCAAUUCCCAUGCACUGCUCGCUAUGACCCGGACAAACCUGAAGGAGCCCCAGAGAUCAACGUGCCGUACUCCUGGUUUGCCGAAACCUGCCCAGGAUGGGCACUCAGCAGUCGCUCUAACUUGAAUGGCUGGCUUCAACCUUUGUCAGGCUUCCUCUUGCCUGCCGUUGUCUUUUGUCUAUCAGUUCCUCGCCGCCGAAAGAUCCAUGUUUUCCGCGAGUUCUUUGUCGCCGACCUUGCAGGGAUUAAGAGUUACAUUCCCGCCUUUUUUGGUGCGAUCGGUGCAAUGGUCAUUGUAGCACUCGAUACGAUUCUCUGGUUGUUGAUAUGUUGGGGUCUUUCUGCGCCCAUGAUCUUGAGUGGGUUGUACGAGGCUUUGCUGGAUAGCCGUGUGAUUAACUUUGUACAGGAGAAGAUGAAGAGCAGGAAUUUGACCUUGGACAUGCGUUGUCGAUUAUUGAUGCUGGUUCUUAUUGGAAACCUAGAUCUGGCCCUUGAAGACGACCCUUCUUCAACCGACCCAGCUCAAGAACGCCGGCUGUCAUCACGCAAUAUCGUCAUCCAGGGCACAAGUCCAAGUUCAGGUCGCAGCCUCAGUCGCACAAGAAGCGCCACGUUUGACCAUGAUGCGGUGCAGCAGCCGCCUCUGGCCAAACCUAGUACCCCUGACCUCGGCGUACCUCUCGGCCUGCUCUCUAGUAACAAAGAGUCAGAAGGGGACGUCAGUGAAAUCCGGCAACGCCCAUUAUCUCCCCAUGCCGAUCACCUGGGAAUAUCCUCUUGCGAUAGCACGACGAGGGCCGAUAGUAGCUCAAGGCGAUCCGCGACCCGCAUGCCAGCGGCACGAAGUUCCGCUCUCGACUCUGAUACACUUAUCGAGCAGCCUGAAAAUCUCGUCAUACAACGCAGGGAUACUACUCACUUGAAAGCCUCGCCGUGGCGGCACAUGGAAGAGCUACUAUAUCCGAUCCGGCUCUACGACGAUGAAGAUACUGAGAGGCACCUGUCACCACGCCAAUACGCCAGACGCAACCAUCGCUACGACCUAUGCCAAGACCGACACUGCACGAACUACAACCACUUCGUGAGCGAGCGACCGCACGCGCGAACCCCUAAGAUUGCAAAGCAGAUUCGCAAGACAAAGACGCGCCUCCGAACUAUGGUCAAUUGUCAAUAUUCCUUCGGCUCAAUGGUUGGCGCACCAGUGGUCUUUUUCCUGGGCGGCUUCGUCUUUGCCCUGGUUCAAAGCGUUCAAGAAAUCGGAAACGAGGACAUCGCUCUCGCCCUGGCCUUCGGUCAGUGGUACAUGACGAUCCCUCACAUCGCCAUUAUAUCUGGUCUUCUGCUUGCUGGCAACAACCCAAACAUCCUUGAGGGUGUCUUCGCAACUCAACGACAGGAUGAGCAGGAUCAGGUGAAGUUCCUAGGGCUCCAUUUUGGCCUCGCCUAUCCCAGCUGUUACAAAGUUGCCUGGCAGUGGCAGAGGGGCUAUAAUAAGCUACGCUGGAUUCGCACGCUUCUGAAGACGUAUGGAAAUCCCAGCCACACCAUCCAGGACCGUGUUGGACAGGACGAACAAGGAGACAAUAUGCAAGAUUUAGAAGAUCUCAGGGAGAAGACGACCUUGGCCCCGCUCGACUGGUUCCUAAUACUGUUCAUGGCGGCCUUCCUCCUUGGUGUCCCGUUCGUCCUGGCAUUUCUCACGGCGUUUUUCACACCACAGGUUGGUCUCUCAUGCAGAUCGUUCACCUUUACCAUAUACGCCUGCGCGCAGUUUUCACAAGUUCUUUUAUGGCUGUGGGCAUACGCUGGCCCCCCAGGAAAGGCCAAAGGGCCUGAUAUACCAAAGGAAAGAUCCGGGCCGUUGAAAUUCUUAUGGCGCGGAGGAUGGCUGGACAAGCAUGGCUUCUACGACCCAAGAAACGCCGACCACUUCCUUGAUUCGAAGCAGUCGAGAAGCCCCCGCGAGAUCUGGAAGCAGAUGAAAUCGCGAGACUUUAGAGACAUCCGCUCUGUAUGGGCUUGCCUCUGGUAUUUCCUGUACAUCUUCUUUGGCGUGAUCGCCGGCGUGGCUGCCUUGGGCGGAACUUUGAUGCAGCUGUUGGGCGUGUAUACUGCCAAUAUCUGCCAAGUCUCUGUCUACGACUGGCUCGACCCGUACAGACCUGAUGUCACCGCAAUGAUUUCAGUCAACACCAAGGCUAUGAUCGACGAUGCUCAGAUCUACUGGGAACCUUGUGGAAUCACGGCCAUCGCGUUCAUGACCUUCGUCUCAUUUGUGGGUUGGUGGUACCAGCGGCGUAUGAAAGACCUGUUCACUACCCUGGUCAGCGAGGUCGAUUCGGAUAAAUAUGAUCGCGCGGAUACGAGAGCUGCAAAGAGGUCCUCGACCUCACAGAAUGGGAUGCAUAAUGGUGAGGAGCGGCAUUUAUGGGGAAGUCCUGCAAUCUGA
Molecule: messenger RNA, 4476 nt
Organism: Diaporthe amygdali
Lineage: Eukaryota; Fungi; Ascomycota; Sordariomycetes; Diaporthales; Diaporthaceae
Exons: 9
Coding region: 1-4476 (1491 amino acids)
Molecular function (GO): acyltransferase activity, transferring groups other than amino-acyl groups
Source: RefSeq, a predicted model, not a curated record